UGUUUAUUCCCGGACAAUGUCAUUGUACACUGCUACAGAUCUAUACAUGUUACAGCCGGAUAGAGCCGCAGUCACACACACCGCCGGUAAAUGCGGUUAUUGUUUACAAUAAGCUCCCGGUUCCUCUCCUCUCCGCGCUGGUGGGGGGCAGAGAUUACUGUGCGCUGACAUCCCUGCAUGUGACGUCAUGUUGUCACGCCCUCCUGUGGGCGGGGCUGGUGAUGUAUCGCGGGAAGGGGCGGGAGCCCGGUCGGAUCAGUGGGCGUGACUCCGGCCGCGCCGGAAGCGCAGUCCUCCUCUCGGUCCGAAUCUGGUUGCGGCCUGUGUGGACGGUGAAGCCUGGAGCUGGAGUAGAGGCUGCACGGAUACGUUCCGAUGCCUUCUCUUCAGAGAUCGAGUGUGAUUCUGCAACCUCAGACUGCUGUUGACCUGUCCCAGUAGUUGGUUGAAGGGUACCGAUUCCAGGCUGGAGAGGAUAGAGGCUGGCAAGGCAUCCCGACCUGGAUAAACCUAAGGCCUCCAGAGGGUGCGCACACUUAAGAUGUCCUUGAGCAGUGGCGCACCAGGAGGGAAAGGUCUGGACACAAACCCUGUGGAGACCUACGACAGUGGUGAUGAAUGGGAUAUCGGAGUGGGCAAUCUAAUUAUUGACUUGGAUGCGGAUCUGGAGAAGGACCAGCAGAAGCUUGAAAUGUCAGGAUCUAAAGAGGUGGGCCUGCCAGCCCCCAAUGCUGUGGCUACUCUGCCUGAUAACAUUAAGUUUGUGACACCUGUACCUAGUGGGCAAAGUAAAGAGUCAAAAUCUAAAUCAAAGAGGAGCAAAAGUAGCAAAGAUGGAGGUAGGAGUAGUCAGACCUCCUCUGGACUUUUCCCAACUGGAGAAGCAAGUAAAAAGGAAGUGUCAGGACGUUCUGCAGAUAAUGGGGGGAACUCGGGAGUUCCCUCUUCCACUGCAACUCCAUCCAAAGGAGGAGAGAAAUCCGGUAAGGCAGCCCGCAGCUCAUCUAGUUCUAAAAAAGAAAGCGGAAAGGCCAAAAAGGACAAGAGUGAUGUACCUGGGGCAAGUGGGGAUAAAGAACCCAUUGGUGUUCUACAGUCACCCCCUGGAGUUGGGGGUCGUGGAAACUCUGUUCAGGACACUAUAGGAACUGCAGUGGAACAGAUGGGUGGGGGAAUGGCAACGGACAGUGGAAAUGCGCUGAAUGUUAUAAAAACAGAAAAUGAGGAUCCUGAGCUUGAUAAUCGGGGACUGAAGAAGGUCAAAACUGAAAUGAUGGAAUCUGCAGUCUGUGCAUCUUCUGGGCUACCUCUGCAUCUGCUCGUCCCCAUGGUGAACAGUGACAUAUCAUCUCCCUGUGAGCAGAUCAUGGUGCGCACAAGAUCUGUGGGUGUCAACACCAGUGAUGUGGCUCUUGCUACUGAGCCUGAAUGUCUUGGCCCUUGUGAACCAGGCACCAGUGUUAAUUUGGAAGGAAUUGUUUGGCAGGAGACAGAGGAUGGCAUGUUGGUUGUCAAUGUGACUUGGAGAAAUAAGACCUAUGUAGGAACCCUCUUAGAUUGCACACGGCACGAUUGGGCACCACCUAGAUUCUGCGACUCUCCCACGAGUGACUUGGAGAUGCGGAACGGACGGGGGAGGGGUAAACGCAUGCGACCCACUAGUAAUGCUCCUGUUGCAGAAGUUACACCAGCCCCUGAUAAUAAAGGUGCAUGCAGUAGUAGCAGCAGUAGCAGCAAAACACGGGCUGGCGCCAACAAUAAAGGGAGACGUGGAAGCCAGAAUUCAAGCGAACAUCGUCCGCCCCCCUGCAAUCCAGUAGAAGAUAUAAAAGCUAGCCCAUCUUCUGCCAGCAAACGCAAAAGCAAGCCUCCCUCUGACAUGGAACUGACUUCCAGCUCUGAAGACUCUAAGGGGAGUAAGCGUGCCCGCACAAACUCCAUGGGAUCCUCCUCUGCACCAGUGUCUGUUUCUUUACCAUUAACAGUGCCAAUAAGCACUAUAAAGGUGGAACCAGCUGUGUUGGACCGUAAUUGUUCCUCCCCAAUAUUAAUAGACUGUCCUCACCCUAACUGCAAUAAAAAGUACAAGCACAUAAAUGGCCUGAAGUACCAUCAGGCACAUGCACACACAGAUGAUGACAGUAAACCAGAGGCAGACGGAGACAGUGAAUGUGGUGAGGAGCCACACCUUCAUCUGGACAUGGGUAGUUGUAAUGGUACCUUUCAAACUCAGAAGGGUUCCCUUUCCCCAGCCCGAUCUGCAACCCCUAAAGCUCGCUUGACUGAACCACCUAGUCCUACACUCACUUCUAAAUUUGGAGGUAAGGUUGUAUGCAAGAACAAAAAUGGUACUGAAGGAGACACAGACCCGGGAGCACUUUCUAAUGAUGGAUCAGAUGAUGGUCCCAUGGCAGCAGAUGACACAAGCAAUGAUGGCUUUGAUUCACAGGAAAAGCGAUUGACUGAAAAGGAUGCAGCCAAAAAAGGCAAUGGGAGCAAUAAGCCUGACAAGUUGGCCCCAUCUAAAAGUGUGAAAUCUGCUCGGCCUAUUGCACCUGCAAUAGUACCUCAGCAAAUGUACACCAUUCAAACUACAACAUUUACUGCUGGGAGUCCUGGUUCUUCCACAGGUCUUACUACCACAGUAGUCCAAGCUAUGCCUACCAGCCCACAUCUUAAACCUAUCCAGCCCAAACCAACAGUAAUGGGAGAACCAUCUAGUAUUAAUCCAGCUUUGACUCCAUCAAGGGAUAAAAAGAAAAAGGAUAAAAAGAAGAAAGAACAAAGAGAGGAUGAAAGUCUUGGAACCUCUGUAAAAGUAGGACGUCCAGAAGACGGAAAAAGUCCAUUUGGGGAAGCAGGUGAUUCAGCAAGCAAAGGUGAUGGACUAAUUAAUGGCUCUGAUUCUCACCAGAGUAGAUUGGCCAGCAUAAAGGCAGAAGCUGACAAAAUAUAUAGCUUCACGGACAAUGCACCAAGCCCUUCCAUAGGAUCAGGAGGUGGGGGAAGUGGUAAUUCAAACCGAAUGGAAAAUCCUAGUCCUGGUCAGCCCAUGACACCAUUACAUGUUGUGACCCAAAAUGGGGCUGAAGGAGCUUCAGUAAAAACAAACAGCCCAGCUUAUUCUGACAUUUCAGAUGCAGGUGAAGACGGAGAAGGUAAAUUGGAAGGCACAAAGGCCAAGGAUCCAGAGCAAAUGGUAAAGGAAAGUGCCAAAAAGUCCCUUUUUCCACCACAACCUCAAAGCAAAGAGUCCCCAUACUAUCAAACAUUUGAAACCUAUUAUUCUCCCAACUAUGCACAUUCCAGUCCAGGUGCCAUGAAUCCCACUGGUCAGACUACACCAGAAAGUCAGCCACUGAAAGUUAAGAAGGAAGAAGAUCUGGAGGUAACAGAAGUUAAAAUGAAGGUUGAACCACCUGAAGAUAAAAAGCCAGAGCUUAGCAACACUAGCCAACAGCCCUCAGUUAUUCAACAGCGUCCAAAUAUGUACAUGCAGUCCCUCUAUUAUAAUCAGUAUGCCUAUGUACCUCCUUAUGGCUAUAGUGACCAAGGGUAUCAUGCUCACCUGCUGAGCACUAACCCAACAUAUAGACAACAAUAUGAGGAGCACCAGAAACAAAGACAAAACCUGGAACAACAACAACAGCAGCAGCAGCAGCAGCAGCAGCAGCAACAACAACAACAACAACAGCAGCAACAGCGCAACAUUGAAAAGAAGGCAGAGAUGGCCAUGAGGGAUAGAGAGGCCUCUCUCAAAGAAGAAUGGAAGCACAAGUCUUCAGUACCUCCAACACUCACAAAAGCGCCAAGUCUUACCGACUUGGGAAAGUCUGGUCCUAGCAAACCUAAAGAGCUGGUUUCUGGGCCAGACUCAAGUAAGUCUGUGAUUAUCCCCAAACCAGAGGACUCUAAGAUCCCAGUACAGCAAGCAGAGGGUUUAAAAGCAAAAGUAUCUGAAGGAAGUAGUCAUACAGGAAAAGAAAGUGGAGAACCUUCAAAACCAGUAGGGGAGUGCAAUCGGCAACCUGGACUAGAUCCUGUAUUGUGGUACAGACAGCAACAAGAAGCAGAGUCGCGGAUGUGGUCCUAUGUAUAUCCAAAGUACACUGAUGCACUAAAAGCUGAUGAUGAAAGGUGGAAAGAAGAAAGAGAUCGGAAGGUCAAGGAGGAGAGAAGCAGGAGCAAAGAAGCCUCUGCUAAGGAAGAUAGCAAGGAGACAAUUAAUGUGGACAUUAAGGGACCCCAACAAACUGAAGAUCCUCGUGGGCUGCCUAAGGACCCUCGCACUAGUACUCAUGUACCAGUUUCAUCACCACUUACACAGCAUCAGUCCUAUAUCCCAUAUAUGCAUGGUUACACCUACAGCCAAGCGUAUGACCCCAGCCAUCCAAGCUACCGUGGGAUGCCAGCAGUCAUGAUGCAGAAUUACCCAGGUUCCUAUCUACCUUCCAGUUAUUCAUUCUCCCCGUAUGGCAACAAGGUUGCUGGUAGUGACGAGCCUGAGAAGUCACGAGCCAGUCCGAGCUGCAAACCAACCACUGAGUCUAAAGCCCUUGAUAUAUUACAGCAACAUGCAAGCCAUUACAAGAGCAAGUCUCCCACAAUCUCAGACAAAUCCCCACAGGAAAGAGAUCGAGGCGGUUGUGGCAUGCCUGGAAGCUCUGCAGUUGGCUGUAGCAGUAUGGGAGCGCCAGACCGAGGAGUAGGCGACAGGAGUUCUGAAAGGCCACGCACUUCCCCUUCACAGCGCUUAAUGUCCACACAUCAUCACCAUCACCACCUUGGUUACUCUUUGCUGCCUGGCCAGUAUCAGUUGCCCUACACGACAGGUUUGUCUUCUACAGCUAUUGUAGCAAGUCAGCAGGGCUCAGCCCCAUCUCUGUACCCACCCCCGAGGAGGUGAAACAGGAAAAAUCAGCAGCCAAGGACCUUGUCUACGCAAAGUCAUGUGACUGGAUCACAGGACCCAUCUGGAAUGAGUCAGUGCAUCAGUUGAAUGGUGUUUCUUCAGCCAGAGUGUUCUCGUAAAGGGCUUCUGAGGUAUUCUUCUGAUCCAGGACACACGUUGCCCGAUCCUUGUCCUUCCUGCCUUUGGGAGAUCUGGUUUUGCAAAAUGGGACUGUAUUUAUUCAGUGCACCCUCCAGUGGACUGGACUAUGAGAAGACAUCAAAUUUCUUUUAAUGACAGUGUGUCUGAAGGAAAUACCGUGCUCAACAUUGAACACCUCAUUCAUGUAACAUUCUGGGUCAGGAUCGUGCAUCCUAUGCUUACAGACUUCUGGUUAAUGUUAUUUUGAAGUUAAAAAGAUGAUGAAUUUGUUUUGUCCUUGUUCAUGCACUCCAUCAGUUAUGACUGUUCAGUUUAUGGAUUUUAUCUGCAGCCGCACAUGGUCGGGCAUCUAAAUUUCACGUGUUCCAGGAGCCAAGAGACCUCGUUUCUUCUAAAAUGUCCAAACAGAUUUGUGCAAGAGAAGUAUAGUUUUGUGUUCUGUCUCCUUACCUGGGAGUGACUGUCGGCACAGAGUUUUCUGUCAUGUCUCUCCUGAUAAAAUACCUGUUUUUGUUUUCCUUUCAUGGAGAUUGCUAGACCAAGAUUUAGGCUUGGUGCCUGAGCAGAGUAAGUGGCAACAAUUGGGUAGGUUUUAUGGCAACUUUGCGCUGACAGAUCUUUGGCGGAGUAGAGAUGAUGCAGUGCCACCUUGUCUCCUCGUCGGUCUUUUUGGUUAGUCACGCAAUGCUUCUUUUUCUUUAACAACAGAGAUCAUAUCCUUUACUUUAACAGUUUUCUUAUAAAAAUGUGCAAAUAAGGGUUAAGUAUGACUGGUGUGACAACAGUAAUCCUGUACUCCCAUGGACACAACCUGGCUGUGUAUACUGUAUAUAGACCUGGAAAAGUUUUUUUUUUUAUAAGACACUAAUCUUAAAUUGAGAAGAAAUUUCACAUGUGCAUUUUAAAUCUGUUUAACCACUAAAUGUUUAGUGCCCUGAUGGCAGGAUGCCAUGUGUUUAGCAUUACAAGCCCAUCUCCGUUGCCGUUUCCCCCCCCCCCCCCCCCUCUUCAUUACCCUGUCAUUCAGGUUUAUUUUAUCUUAAAGCAUGCAAAGUACAUUAUGGACACCUGUGACUGCAGGAAUGUAUUGUUCUCAUAUCAGGGAAUGAUAAGACCUGUGAGGGUUGGGUCCCUUUUUAGAAAUGCACUUUGUCUAAUUGUGGACCGAGAAAUACAGGCACAUGACUUAGAGAUGAGCUAUCAUAGCUAAAAGACUUACCGAACCGGUCAUCAAUGAUAAAGCUGUCAUCUGUAAAUGGAGGAAAUCUUGCCAUAUACACUUCCUUACUGAGCAUGCCACUUACCUAUUUUACAGUCACAUUGAAAUUUAAGUGUUUUAUUGUAUUUAUCUCCCACCCACAUUGUGCUUAGAGGUAAGAAAGUAGGUUUCCAUGGGUUUAAAAGUCUCUCAGAAGGAGAAUGUGUAAUUCUUGCAGUAUCAGAUGUCACAUGAUCACUAUGGAACCCCUAAGACUGCUGCUAUUUUCCAACAGGUUGUGGUACUGUGACCAUCAUGGGCACAAGUACUUGGUUUGCCAUCCAAUAUGGGUCACAGAUGCUCAGUUCUUUGGUUUACUGUUUCUUCUAUUCCCUUAAAUACUGUACAAACCUUACAUGUUCACAGCCAUUUAUUAUUUUUUAUUCUGAUCUCUUCUGGGGUUUUCACCCAGAGUUACAGUUCAGAUUUACAAUGCCCUAUAAAAAUGCACAAUAUAUGCUGAAACUGUUGUUGAAACAUUUUUUUUAGACAUCCAUUCUCUGCUAGUUGCACCUCUUCUACCCCUAGAGGUGACAUUAAGGAAUUUCGUUAAAAAUGAAAAAUAAAAAAAAUGUAUUUAACCCUUUCUGGAAGUUUUCCAAUAAAGUUCUUUUGUAUUGCU
Molecule: messenger RNA, 6933 nt
Organism: Hyla sarda
Lineage: Eukaryota; Metazoa; Chordata; Amphibia; Anura; Hylidae
Gene: ZNF609
Product: zinc finger protein 609
Exons: 10
Coding region: 542-4906 (1454 amino acids)
Biological process (GO): regulation of transcription by RNA polymerase II
Cellular component (GO): nucleus
Source: RefSeq, a predicted model, not a curated record